AUGGUGUCCUGGUCUUAUGAUGUCCGUCACAUUAUAGACAAAAGCUCAGCAAGAAUUCAUCGGGUUCGCAGGUCGGUGGAUCGAGGACCUAUUCGUCACGGCUUCAAGGAGCUGACACGACUUCGUCGACUGCAAUCAGGAGCACAGCGUCGGGUAGCUGAGGCUGAGGCGAAGACACAGGCUUCAGAAUUGAGAGUUGCCAAUCUCGAGUCAGAUCUAGCCAGCUUGCUCACUCGGCUCAAACAACCAUCGCCGGAUGAGGUAGGAUCUGCUUUUUUAAAGUAUGAGCAGACAUAUCACAGUUCGUUGUUUGUCAUCCAAUUAACCGCAUGCUAUCUGGCAACGUGUCUGAAAGUAUAUGUACCAUAUUCUGAUAUUCUAAAUUCCACAUUACAGGGAAAUUUCUGUGGGUACUAUGCAGAUUUUCAAACUUAA
Molecule: messenger RNA, 435 nt
Organism: Protopolystoma xenopodis
Lineage: Eukaryota; Metazoa; Platyhelminthes; Monogenea; Polystomatidea; Polystomatidae
Source: the annotation of a GenBank genome assembly